CUUCACUCGAUCGGAGCUUGGCGGGAACGCUCGGCCACGAGUUCUAGUAUCUGAGAGAAGCGAAGAAGAGCUAAAGUUUCGUAUGCCAUGGAGCGAAAAUGAGCAAUAAUUACUAAGUACUUCCUACAUCAGUUGUGAGGUAGAAAGUAAUAUCAACAUGAUGAUGGCAAUAGGAUACCGCAACGGCGAGGAAGUUUCUCACGCCGCGAUGGAUAUGCCACAUGAUAACUUUCGCGCGUCUUGUGAAAGCGAACAGGCAGGCCCAUCCUCUACAACUGGCUGCUCGAGAAUUACAGGGAGUAAGCAGACUCGCCCACUAAUGCUGGGUCAAAUGCGGCAGCCUUCUCCUCGAAAUAGAGGAUCAUCACCCUCGACUACUCAGGUAUCACCCUGUCCCGCCACGACUCAAGGCGGACAUGCAGCAGGUGUAGAGAAUUCAAUAAGGAGUCAUCAAGAAGAACAUUCAAGAAGACAUCGAAGAAAAAGAUUAAGACCCUCUACACCUCUUUUCUGGUGGUGCGUACACAGCAUAUCGACGUAUGAUUCGCCAUGCAGCGUCUAUCUGGACUCGUCGUCAAGCUGUGGCGCUCUGUCUUCCUGCGGCGCACCUUUUGUCGAGGCGGCUCCAUCCUCGAAGCAGAUAAAGAAAGCGAAGAAGGCAUCCGAGAGUGACAAGGCACGACCGAAGCAAGGAAGCAAAAAGGCUUCGAGCAAGAAUAAGAACAAGGCCUCGGAAGAAAAAGGCAAGCAGGAUAGUGCUAAGAAAGGAAAGCCAACAUCAACGCAGCCUAAAAAGAGAGCAGAACAAAUAUCCAAGGUGCACGCUAACGAGAAAAGCGAAACUAAAGAGAAAGAACCAGGGGCGAAAGAUGAAUCGGCUAUGGGUAAGGCAACUGCCGACGCUAAGCAGGGAAGUCCUUCUGGGCAAACAUCGGUAACUUCCGCAUUAUGGGACGCUCCAGACUUUCGGGAUUCGGUUGUCGCGAAAAUGACGUUAGAGGGAGAAAAAAAGGUUGCCUGGUUGGGAGGACAAACGACUCAUUGCUCUGGCAUGCUCCUUGGCGGUAGACUAUCUUUCUCUUCUGGUCUUGUUGAACCCCAUUAUUUUGUAGGGAGGCAGUUACCCGUCAACACGAGUCGAUCGCAGUUCAUCUUCGUGUCAAAAUCACCAUGCAACCCCCUACUAGAAAUACAAUGGAGUAGUUCACUUCUUUUUUGAUUCUAAUACUGGAGCCACUCUCGAACUCGAAACAAAAUGAUACCUCUGAAUAUGGCGAAUCCUUCUGGCAUAACAACAGGUGAUACAAGCGGUUGUGGCAUGAUAUCAGAGAUAAAAUCGCAAAACGACUACGCCCGACUCGUUCUCCAAGCACCGCGGCCAUAUCACCUCUUCAUCCUCUUUUCCAUGAAUGGCUGCUGCAAUUUACGCAAGGGCCAUUGCAACGGAGACUGUGGAAGAGCCGAGACAGCAUUCCGAAAAGUCGCCGCAAGGUAGCAGUAUGUACUUUAAGUAUGUAAGUUGAAUUUUCUGUGUACUACAACUACUAGAGAUCAUGGUCACGUAAUUUUCAUUUUGAUUUUCGGCCAUUGUCGGCGUUGUUGUUAAUGUCAAGAAUUUGAAUUGGGUUGUUUCUGUACUUCAAAAACUUUCAACUACUACACUCAACAGUUAUCAUGUCAUUGGUGAGCAUGCAGAGGAGCUUAGGCCGUCUGAUGGUAAUGUCGCAAGAAAUUUAGAAGAGGAAGGCGCAGAAGAAGAGCAAAGAUUGAACCAAAGGGAUGUAGCGUCGAGUGCUAGUGAAGACGACGACAAGGAUGAGCGCAUAGGAAAGCUACCAGCGUUUUUCGCCAUAGUCCAUUGUGAUAAUGAAGAGAUGCGUGGCGUUUGUAUGAAAGGUCAUAAGCUCGAUACUGUGCCAAAAGUCGUACAUAUUCGAGGCCGUGGUUCGCCCGUUUUUAGAAAAGCGAAGGGAUCUGCAGGAUUACUUUUAAGCUGAGGACGCGAUGUACUAGGUGUGUGUAGUUAAGCUUAAGUACCAAGCAAGUGAAUAUUGCGCUGGUGUGAGGUCUUGCAUGCACAACAUGACAUGAAGCCACCCUCUCAGUUUCAGAAACGAUUUCUCCGGUAGGUCACAACAAAGUGCAUUCUAGCCAUCGCAAAACUUGUUUUUAUAUUGAUUCUACAACACCCAAACAGCAGGAAUGGCGAUGCACACAGAUGCGGAACUGAAGAGUCAGCUGUUGGACUACAUCUAGACUUCAUGAAAUAAGGGGCAAGUAGUUAUAGUGUUCUCAAUUAUAUUGAUUCUAAUGUUCGUGCGAAAAGAGCACACUUUCCCGCAGCCAGUAGACUGGAGUGACGGUGAGGAGAUGUUGCGUUGGGCGCAAAGUUUUGCAUCAAGGGGUCCGCAAUUGAAACUUUAUCAAGAUCUCGUUGCUAAACUACGUCUGAUGGCGCCGCUUCUUGCCAUUGGGGUCGGGGCGAUUGCAGUCCUCCUUCUCGGAGCAGCUCUAGUGCGCCUUAUGCCUUUUCUCAUGGUAAUGGCAGCUUGCGGGGUGCAGUGGUAAAACUCAAUUUGUUGAGCAACGCAUUGGUGCAGAAUGCUUCUAUUUAAUGCUUUAUAUAUAAGUAUUUGUGGGACACAGUCGUUGUUAGCUACAAUCGGAAGAGAAAUGGAAACCAAAAUACGUACACAACCACCAGUAAGCUUGCAACCAAAUACACAACUCCCACCAGGCUCGGAUGUUCCGGACUGACUUACAACUUGCUCCAUGGGAUGAAUUGGCGUGGAGAGCGGGGCGAAUUCGUCAGCAAUAAUAGCCGAUCGCAGUACCUAACAGAGGGUCUUGCAUGUAGUGGACUUUUCAUGCUUGGAGGAUUCUCGUUCGUCCUUGCGCUGAAACUGGCAAGCGCGUAUUCUUUUAUCUCCCUAGACUGGCAAGGACGCUAUGCGCCCAAUUUUCAUCGACUGUGAAGCUCCUACAUGUACGUAGCGACUGCCGGCCGGACUGCAGCCACGGAUACACAGCAAGCGGAAACAUGCAAAAGGGCCGGGCGUUCUGCGUGCCGCUGCGACCAGGACCGGGGCGGUCGCUGGGAAAAAAGAAAGGAAAAACGUGGCGACGUCAUGAGUACGCCCGGAAUGGUGCGCGAAUGGUGGAAGAACACGACGGCGGGGGCAGGGCUCAACCCUCUGCGCCUGGAAUCUAAUCCGCGACGACUGCGCGCGGGAAAGUGGAAAGCGGCGCACCGCCUGGCCGCGUCUGCUCAAAGCGCAGAGCUUUCGCGCAAAUUGGGCAGCGUGCUGAAGGCUGGGCCACAUGCCAGCAAGAAAGGGCUACCGGAGUGCUUGAAGGUGAUACAGAAAACGUGGCGCAGGCGUCGACCGAUGGGAGGGGGUGAAAGCAAUGCGGCCAAAAUUCUUGGGCAGUAGGGGAGCAGGGCUGUACCAGCUGGAAAGUUAUACCAAACGGCAAGCAAGGGGGGCGCACCAAGGAAGUGAAAGCGGGCCGAUGUGUGCUGCGAAGGAGUGGCGGCAAUGUUGUAUGGCGCAAAGGAUGCCCGCGAGCCGUAAAGGGAGCGCCUUGCAGAGGCUCGCGGCACGGAAGCGCGCCUGCCUUAUCUGGUUGCUUCUUUUUCGACGUUAUCCAUCGCGCCGGAGUUGAUUCGUGGAGGCAGGCUGGCCGCCCUCCCGUCGGUCGUUGAUGAACCGGCGCGCGAAGCUUCUGGGCCCAGUCUUGCUGACAAGGGAGCAGCGGGCAGAAGAUCCAGUUCCAGAGAGAGAGGACACAAGGCGCCGGGACAGGGGGCGCCUGUGGAGGUUUCUGCGGAAAUGGAAAAGGUGGCAGGCUCGUCCUCGUCCUCGUGUGUAAACCAAGGCCGAAGAUUGGCGCUUCGCGCUUGUGGUUGUGGGUUUGAUUUGCAUCGGGGUCGGCCGGCGCCCGUGGGUCAACCUAUCACACUGUGAUAGGUUGAAGGACUUGACUUAUGAGGCGCAGCAUCGGCAUGAACGCAGUGCAACCCAGGCAGCCGCGUGCUAAGUUAGUAGAGUAAAAGUGGGCGCGCGCGCAGUUUGCGCCACCAGUGUAAGCGGGUGGGUGCUUCAGGGGCCGCCUGCGCGUGUUAUGGUGGAAAGGGUGCGCACUGAUUUCCAUAAGGGAGCAAGAUUGGCGCCGCAGCCAUUUGAAACUGAAAAGCUGCACCCUCAGCGACUCCAGUGGCGGCCUGGCUCACUCGCUUACCUCACUGCGCAAGAAGUGGCUAGAUCUAGAAGCCACAGCCAGCUGAGGGGCCAGCGCCAGCUAUCGCGGCAGGCUGGCUCAAGACCAAGAGACGGCCCCCGCGUGGCGGAGGCUUGUCUUUCCAAAAACAAAGGCAGGCGGCAAAGGCUUCUUUGGGUGUUCUGACUGUUCGGGAAGGCUGCAUAAGUAAGGCGAAAGAGCAAGAGGACAAGGCGGGGAGGCGGGGUGGGGUGGCGCAUAGCAGCGCUGAAGCCCGCAAGGGCUGGGCGCGAACGCAGUAGCCCUAGCUGCCCAGGCCCAGGCACAAAGAAAGGCCUCCAGGCCAAAACGUGCCAGGCCCUCGCGUGUCAUGCUCGUGUUUCUUUGCUUCGUUCGGGUGUGUGUUCUCGUCUCGUUGAGUAUGAGUAGUUCAAGGAAAUGGAAGAACCGGCGCCAAGGUGGUAACACUAACAACUACGGAGCAAGGCCACCCAAUGUUGCGCGUGUCGCUGGCGUCAUUCGUGGAGCUGCCGCAGCAGCUGGCGAAGGAAGCGCCCGCGGCUGCAGCUUUUCAAAAUGUGGCCAAGCUCGACGCCAACACUGCCCGCGCCUUCUUCUCGUCCAACUACUCAGUUUUACUGCAGGCGCAGCUUCUACAUGUUCGGAAGUGGUCGGCUGAUGCCGCACGCCUGCGAGCUUGAGUGUUGUGACUGUGAGCUAGCCGGCAACGGCUGCGCAAUCUCGUGCUGAAUCUAUUAUCAUAAGGAAGCAAGCUCGGGGCCACAGCUGACCACUUGGCGCCCGCUUGUCCAUACCGCGACGAUCCGGGGCCGCAGGGAGAUUGCGCACGCAGGCAAAGGCAACGGAAAAAAAAGAAGGCUCUGAAGGGAGAGAGGCAGGCGGACUGAAUGCCCAACGACUGAAGGCAGGACUAUCGAACUUCGAGGCAGACAAUCAGGAGACACAACCACAAAGCAAACAGUUUCGAUAUGUGGCGAAACCACUUCGAUCAAAUUGCUUUUGUGGUGCUGCUUGUUUGUUCGGCGUGUGCCCACGGCGCUAGCAGUAGCCAGCGUGCAUGGUGUACAGUGCAUGCGGAUGCGCAAGGGCAUUGGCGGGCGUGCCGUGUGGUUCGUUGGUCUUGCUGACGUUGUUGGUCGUGGUCUAUAACUAUAUUUAUCUACUGGUAUCUAUUUCUACUGCGCUUGGCCUGGCAUGGAUUUUCAUCUUCAUGCGCCACUCAGGCUCAGCCGUCGGGGCUUAUCGGAUCGGGCUCGUCGAACUCGGAGCGUAGUACUAGCGUAAUCUAUAUCCGAAAAAACAAAAUUCUCUAACUAUUACAAACACCUCAGGUCUUAUAAGACAGCGCGCGCGGCGUCGGCCGGGACCGCUGCGUGUGCGGUGGCUAUCCUACUCUCGAUGGGUGCGAUUUCGUCCUUAAUGGAAAUCUAUCGAACCUACAAGGCCAACUGGCUCCAAGAGCCGGGAAUGAUGCCUCCUGCUGGAUAUAAAACGGGACCCGUGGAGAUCGAUCGAGGGCUUACAGCAUUCGGUGACAUCAAUCAACCAGCGCGACGCAGUGAAGCUGAUACUAUAUUUAAGGCUAGUAGUACUGCAAGAACCUACUACUUGGCCUACCCCUAGAGAUGAUCUCUAUCUUAUCUUUCGAACUGUUCUUUUUCUAUUGGAGAAUCGAUCCACUGGGGAGUCGCAGUGAUGUCGUGAGUACAAAUGAAUCAAGAUAAGGAGAUAUAUAAAUAUCUGAUAAAUAAAUAUUAUGAGAACAUCGAUAAAUAUAAAAUAUUUCAGGGCCAUCUGCUUCAUCUUUUCCUUUUGCUCGUACCAGUUCUUGACGUAGCUCUAAGUUGGCUGGCACACGAAGCACGUCCCUUUUGCAAUCACUGGCGCCCGUCUUGCAUCUGACCGCUAGAGGCUGGGCAUGGGGAGGCAAGAACUGGCGGACAGUGGCAAAGCAGGGUCGCAAAGUCUGGAGAGAAAGUCACGCCGUAAAAAUGAGCCACAAGGUACUCACUCAAGUGUUCGACUACCUCGUGUGCUUUCCAGUGGAAUCUUUUGCAUCAGCGCUUGCGAACAUACUGAUGCUCCUUGGUUACGGUCCCAAGGCAAAGGCUGGUGAUGAAAACGGAAAAGCUGAUAGUGUCACAAAUAAGAGGGGAUCAGCGAAAUCGAGAAAGAAACGGAAGUCACACCGGGGGAGGUGAGACGGUUUCGGAAGACUGGAAAGAUUUCUUUCUUCUCAAGAUCUGGUCUCACUUUUAAGGCAAGCCAAAGGAUUGCACGCAACGAACGAUGUGCAACGCAAACGAUUCGUUUUGAAUACGCAAAAAAUCUAGCGAUGGAAGUCGGUGCUAGUAGGUACACCAAAGGACAUUCAUCAUCGUUCAUUUCUUGAAUUGGGAUCUAAAACUUUGUGCGCAUGUGGGAUUACGUGGGUUUUUAGGGAAGAGAAUAUAAUUUAUAUAAUAGCACCUCAUGCUGUUAGUUUGCUACAGUCAGAUUGUAGUACUUGUCGCUACGGACUCAGUUUGAUGAAUACAGACUGCUCGUUUACGACGAAAUAAGACAAAGUCGAAAGUAGAUCCAAGGAUGCGCUCCGAGGACACAUGCAACACAGGAUCAUGAU
Amoebophrya sp. A25 is the source of this 6865-nucleotide messenger RNA. Lineage: Eukaryota; Dinophyceae; Syndiniales; Amoebophryaceae. The record is from the annotation of a GenBank genome assembly.